Messenger RNA from Podarcis raffonei (Aeolian wall lizard), 3124 nucleotides. It is a transcript of the gene PPP1CB, whose product is annotated as protein phosphatase 1 catalytic subunit beta. Gene Ontology annotation, biological process: circadian regulation of gene expression; regulation of circadian rhythm. The record is from RefSeq and is a predicted model, not a curated record. Gene Ontology annotation, molecular function: protein serine/threonine phosphatase activity. The coding region runs from base 452 to 1435 and encodes 327 amino acids. The transcript is spliced from 8 exons. NCBI's taxonomy places the organism in Eukaryota, Metazoa, Chordata, Lepidosauria, Squamata, Lacertidae. Gene Ontology annotation, cellular component: cytoplasm; nucleus.
CUUGUUGCCUCGGCCGGCGCCGCUCCGCAGCCCUCUCUCAGAGCCGAACCCGAUACUCCCGCGCAGUUGUUGUUGGAGUAUAAGCAACAGCGGCAAGAGGCGCGGGAGGAAGGAUCGUGGAAAGGAACUCGCGGCGCAUGCGCGGCGGGGCCUAAGGCAGGCAGGAGGGUGGGGAGGAGGAGGAGGAUUGGCGGACUCGGUUUCGUGCCUCUUUCUCUCCCUCCCUCUUCAGCGGAGCCGGAAAGCGAGUGAGCGUUGAGGGAAGACCCCCUCCCUCCCCGCAACGCUCGCUGGGCCGGGCGCUUUGAGGUCCCGCGCUCGGGCGAGUUGCCGCCGGCGGCGGGAGGAGGGUCCUUGACGAGACGCUGUUGCUUUCGUUGCCGCCACCGCCUCCUCGCCGAAGCGCCGUCUCUCUCCGUCCCCGCCCGGGACUGAGUCCAUUAGCUACAAAAUGGCGGACGGGGAGCUGAAUGUGGAUAGUCUUAUCACCAGGCUGCUGGAAGUGCGAGGAUGUCGUCCAGGAAAGAUUGUGCAGAUGACAGAGGCCGAAGUUCGGGGCUUGUGUAUAAAAUCACGAGAAAUCUUUCUUAGCCAGCCCAUACUUCUGGAGCUAGAGGCACCGCUGAAGAUCUGUGGUGACAUCCACGGUCAAUAUACAGAUUUGCUUCGAUUGUUUGAGUAUGGGGGAUUUCCACCUGAAGCCAACUAUCUAUUUCUGGGGGAUUAUGUGGAUAGAGGCAAACAAUCCUUGGAAACCAUCUGCUUAUUACUUGCAUAUAAAAUCAAAUAUCCAGAGAAUUUUUUCCUCCUGAGGGGAAACCAUGAGUGUGCUAGUAUUAAUCGCAUCUAUGGAUUCUAUGAUGAAUGUAAACGGCGGUUUAAUAUCAAGCUCUGGAAGACAUUUACAGACUGUUUUAAUUGCCUGCCUAUUGCAGCCAUUGUAGAUGAGAAGAUUUUCUGCUGCCAUGGAGGACUGUCACCAGAUCUGCAAUCAAUGGAACAGAUUCGAAGAAUUAUGAGACCCACAGAUGUUCCUGACACAGGCUUGCUCUGUGACCUGCUGUGGUCUGAUCCAGACAAGGAUGUGCAGGGCUGGGGUGAAAAUGAUCGUGGUGUCUCCUUCACUUUUGGAGCUGAUGUGGUCAGCAAGUUCUUGAAUCGUCAUGAUUUGGAUUUGAUUUGUCGAGCUCAUCAGGUAGUUGAAGAUGGCUAUGAAUUCUUUGCUAAACGACAGCUGGUUACCCUGUUUUCUGCUCCUAAUUACUGUGGAGAAUUUGACAAUGCUGGUGGCAUGAUGAGUGUGGAUGAAACUUUGAUGUGCUCUUUUCAGAUUCUGAAACCAUCUGAGAAGAAAGCAAAGUACCAGUAUGGUGGACUGAACUCUGGACGUCCCGUCACUCCACCUCGCACAGCUAAUCCUCCGAAGAAGAGGUGAAGAAAGGAAUAUCAUAGAAAACCCAUCAGAUCUAUUAAGGACAAAACUCCAUAUAUACAGUAUAUAAUAAGUGUGCACUGUAAAACCAUCCAGCCAUUUGACACCCUUUAUGAUGUCACAUCUUUAACUUAAAGAGACGGGUAAAGGAUCUUUAAUAUUUUCUAGUUGACAGAUGUGCAACACUGUAUUGUAACAAGUAUACUCCAAGCUCUAAUAACCAACAUAGAGUAAAAUCAGAUCUAAACAAAUUAUUUUGGUUGCAUAUUCACAUCACAGUUUUAAAGUUGACCAACAUCCCAAUUUAAGCUUGAUGUAAUAGUUAAAUCAGAUGAGAGCAUGAUGUUUCAUUUGUGUAAUGUGGUCUUACUGUUGCUUGAUUGCUUUUAUUUCUCUUAUUUUGUAGCUAGAAUGAUGGCCAGUUUCCUGGCUGAAAAUGAUUUGUGGAAGGGAUUUUUGGGGCAGCUGCUGUUCUCCCUCUUCCCAGUAGUCUUGCUAACUAAAUGUGUGCCCCUAUAAUAGGAGUUUAAAGACACAAACCAGUCUCAAGCUCGUAACUUCAGUAAUGCUCCUUAUCCAGACAACCCAACAGUCAGUAUUUCUCAUGACAAAAAACUUAUUACUUUUUAUCUUAGAUUGCCACAGGAUGACUUUGUUCAUUGCACCAUUUUAAACUAACAUUACACUCACAAUGACACUUCAUUUAACUUAAAUAGGGCAAGAAUGGUAUUACUUAUUAGUCGAUAACUUGAUUAUGUGGUACCUUGCAUUAGAUUUUAUUAGCAUGAAACACCUUUUGGCAUGCUUAGCUUCCUGAUAAUGUCAUAUUUGCAUUAAAGUGCAUUCUGCAUAGCUCACCAAACAUGAAGAUCCUUCUCUGAUAUGCCUGGAAAAGCUAGCUCUCUUCUUCCUCUCCUCUUCCCCGCCCAACUGUGCACUCUGCCCCACCCUCCAGGAGGGUAUAUUUAAAUGGAUGUUGAUCAUUGAGCAGUAGGUUAACUAUGGCUAGUGGUGGUUGGACUGUCUAAUAUUGCCAUGUGAAUGUUCUACAUGAUUGUAAGGCUUAUGUCACUAAAGAUUUAUAUCCUCUGGAUUUUCAUGAUCAAGGUUCAUAUACUAUUGUAGAAACUUCUGCUUUGUAGUGUACUAUAGUAGCAAUAAUUUCUGCACAUGAUCAAGAGUUGAUGCAGUAUUUCUUUUCCUGUUUUCCUUAAAGGGUUCAUAUUGGCAAAUGGCAAAGUGUAAAGAAAUGUGCAAAGAUUGUAAACAGAUAAAAAUUGAAAGGCAGCGACUUGAUUGGAAAUUAAUACAAUGUUUUUUUUAUUGAACACUGUCAAAUGUGCAAAGAUUGUAAACGGAUAAAAACUGAAAGGCAGGGACUUGAUUGGAUAUUAAUACAAUGUUUUUUAUUGAACACAGUCAAAUUUAUAAGAUUACUUAGUAGGGAAGCUUCCAAUUUAAAUUAUUCUAAAUGUGCAACAAUGUAGAACUCUUUAAUAUUGUCUUUGCAAAUGUUAAAUCAAGAAUUCUAGCAACUUGCAUUUAAUGAACUGACACGUAUUAUGCAAGGGAUUUUUGGCAAAGUGAAAAGUUCUUACAUGGAUUUAAGUCUCUUUUCUAAUUCCAUUUUGUUUUAAAACACAUAUUAAAUGUAGGAUUUUUCAUUUAGUAAAGUUGUUUAAUUGAUUUGAA